Messenger RNA from Diabrotica balteata, 9303 nucleotides. Lineage: Eukaryota; Metazoa; Arthropoda; Insecta; Coleoptera; Chrysomelidae. The record is from the annotation of a GenBank genome assembly.
GGAGACUUAAAAUCGGCAAAUUUAUUGUGAGUUUCAUUGAAUUUUAGCGAGUAUUUAGUUCAUGUGCCCCAUAGAGGUAACUGCAAUAAUUAUAAUUGUGAAAAGUGGGUGUUAAAUGUAUUUAUUUAUUAAUAUAUUCAAUAAAGAACAUUUUGCAUGCGGCAAAAAUGCAAUUGCCGAGUGAAAUUGUAGAAACAAUAGUUGACUCAAUGUGCAUCUGUUGUAAAUACAAGAAAUCCAAGAAGUCUUCCUCAAGAAACUGUUGUGCCGUAUGUUGAAGAAUAUGUUUAAGGAACCAGCAAGAAUCCGUCCGGUGAAAAAUACACCAACUAAGAAGGUUCCUGAUAAAUCAUCCCGUACUACAUCUACAGAAAAAUCAACCUCCCAGCCGAGCGGCAGCUCCAUUUUCGAUUCGCUCAAACGAGUCCAUGGAGCGCUCUCCCCCUCUUCAAAACAUCGCUCGACCCAAAAACAAGAUGUGAAAAAAUCCAAAACGGGUACCGAAAUCAAAACUGUAGAUAAGGAUAGAGAUAAGGAUAAAAUCAAAGACAGAGAUAAAAUCAAAAGCAAAGAUAAGGAGAAAGAUACCGAGAAAGAAAAAAGAACUUGGUUCAGGAGUCCCUCAAAAGUUAAUCUUCGUAAAGAACCCAUAAAAUCGUCCACAUCGUCGUUGAACGUCGGUGCCGGAGCUCAGAAAGUGACGUCUUCUAGUGUCGAUUCGAAAAAGAAACGGCCGGUUACUGGUGUGUUUUCUGAUGCGAAUGUGACGUUUAGAAAAGGACAAAAUACGAAAAUAGAUGGUCAGAACAUAGGCGACAAUCUGUCCAGGGCUUCUUCGGUGACCAAUCUAGAUGCGGAGCCCAAGGUUGCGAAAGGUGCCAAGCCGAGGAAGAGUUCGUCAAGAGAUCGAAUAGACAAGAUUGGAGAAAGCAGAAAAAAUGAUAAGAAAGGAAUUACCCGUAACAACAAUCAACUAGAUUCUGGCGAGAAUCCUUACCAUUCAGUGGAUUCCCUUUCAGAAGAGGAGUUGUUACAUCUGAGAAAACAACUGCAAGAAAUGGCUCAGGAGAAGACUAAUUUGGCUCUUCAGUUAGGGGAGCAGAAGGGCCAGCUGAAUAUUUUACAAAAGGAAAUACAGAAGUUAAAGGAGGAAUCUAAUAUUCAACUGGAACAUUUAACAGAAGAGAACACAGCUCUUAGGAACAGGUUAAGAGAUGUCGCUCAUUCCCCGUUGUCUGAUAACGAAAAGCAACAGCUGUUAUUCGAUUCCCACAGACACCAUAGUUCUGCACCAGCUUCUAUAGCAACGAACAUAAUCGAUGAAGGUAAUGGUGCCGACACGACUUGUACCACUCCCGAUUGGGACAAGCAUUCUUCGAGCAACGUCAGCGAAGUUUCUGUUGCGUGCCUUCAGGACAAAAUAAAUCAAAUGCAAGAAACACAUUACAGGAUUCGAGAAUUUGGUGAUAUGUGUACGAACGAAGAACUGCAAGCGACACUUCAAGAACUAACAGAUCUUCAACGGCAGCUCACCGAACUACAACAAGAAAACGAACGCCUUAACGAAGAAAAGACACUUAUGUUCGACAGUCUAUGUCGUCAAACAGAAAGAUUAAACGAUUCGCGGUCAGAGGUUGAAUCUCUGAAGCAACUUUUAUAUCAAGAAAAGGACGACACUGGACAAUUCGAAACAGCUGUAGAACGAGAGCAAAAGUUGGUGGAUCUAUUAAAGUCAGCCCAAGAGGAGAGGGAGGGGUUGCUAGUGAAGUUAGAGCAACUAAACAAUGAACUACAAGAAGCUAGAUCGGGCAUUAUAGAUAAAGACGAACAAAUCGGCCAACUAAGAGAUAGAGUGAGAACUCUAGAGUGCACCUUGGACGCUAAGCAUGCCGAACACAAACAGUUGGAUCAAGAACUGGCUCAAGCUAAGGAUCAAUGUAGCGGAAAGCAAAUAGAAAUCAAUAGACUGACUGAUUUACUCGACAACGCCAGAACAAAGAUCAAUGAAUUGGAACAAGACCGAGCCCUCAGUGAUAAAUCGGAACUGGACGAACUACUGGAUAAUGCCAGAAAGGAAAAAGAUACUCUGGAGUCUGAAGUUGCUCAUUUGAAGGAGCAGCUAGCCAUUAGCAAAAAUGAAAUUGAAAAGCUAAGAGAGCAAGUAUCAAUUUUGCAAGAGGAGUGUAAGGUAACCCGAAAUAACGCAAAAACCACACAGUCUGAUUUGGAGUACAAAUGCGAGAAAUUGGUGAAGGAAAAGAAUGGGUUAAAUGAGCAAUUGCAAGAAUUCCAAGAUGCUUUGAACGAGUUACAGGUUCAAAGCCAGUGUCAACUUGAAGAUAAGAGGCAACUUUCAGCUGUAUUGUCUGAGACUCAGAGAAAUCUCAGCGAAGCGGAGAGGAAGAAUAUUAUAUUGGAAAGCGAAGUGGACGAACUGAAAAAACAAAGAGCUGAAGAGAAUGAAGAGUGGGAGAAAUUCCAAGACGACCUUCUGACUUCAGUUAGAGUUGCGAAUGAUUUCAAAACUGAAGCUCAACAAGAAUUGCAGCGUAUGAUCUUGGAAAAUAAACAAUAUAGAGACAGAGAAAGACAACUAAAAGCUGAAAUAGACAAACUAAAGGGUGGAACGUUAGAUUCAACCAACAAAGACAACUUAGAAAUGGAUCUGCUUAUAAAGCGGCCUAAUAGGCGCCGAGAUCGGCAGCGACAGAAUUCUGGAAAUGCUUCUUCCAGCUCAAAGUCAGAUAAAACAACGCCUCCACCGUCCCAAGCUAAUACUGUUCGAAGGAGAGAAAAUAGAUCGUUAAAGGCGAAACGAUUUAAGACACUGUCGGUGGAAGAAGAAAUGUUGCUGAAAUCACUCAACAGUUACCAUGCCGAUAUAGACAAAACAAUACCAGAUGAGUUUCUCACAGAGGAACAGAAAGUGAUAAGAAAACUAAAAAUUAUAUACGAAGAUGACUACUUAAAGGUUAAACCCGUGGCACCUAAACCAAAAAACCAGCUAGCAAUUAGUAAACCACUACUUGAUUCAGUUCUGACAAAUCCUAAGUUAAUGGCAAUCUUGAAAAAUCCAAAAGUAAAGACCGUAGAAGAUAUGGCGUCGUUUGAGAAGGAAGCCCCAGAAAUCAGACAUAUUAUUAGAGACAUAGAUAGAGCCGCGAGAGGCAAGAGCGAGGAUUAUACCAGAUCGGAAAAAAGAAUUUCUCUUAUUGGAAGGAGUAUGAGUAUGAAUCAAGUACAUGAGAUGGAAAACUUUAACAAAAAUUUAAGAUUGUAUAGGACAGUGGAAACUGAAGAUCUAACCGAAGAAAAUAGUCCUACUAUUGAACACCGAGUAUCAAGCUUGGUACCGAGCGAUUCAGCUUCAAACUUCAAUAAAAGAUACUCAGAUUUUUCUCUUGUAGUAAAAGAAAGUAUCCCAGAAAACAUAUUCAAUCAAAACGUUAAGUACUCAACUUUAGAAAGAAUUGUCAAGACAAUUCCUAAAAAUGUACCAGAAAGUAAAUUGAGCAACGAACAAAGAUUUGCUUUAAAAUUACUGUCUGCGUUAGAAGAAAGAAAGAACACGUUGAAAAAGAACGAUAAAGCCAAGGGUCUACCUAUCAGCAAACCAACAGAAGAAUCCGUCCUUAGAAACCCUAAGUUGAAAGAGAUUAUUUAUGAUCCAGAUAUAAAGGAGGUGAGAAGAAAGUCAGAAGGUUAUGCUUUUACUCCAAACGUAGAAGAGACUCUACGUCCAUAUAAAAGCUACGACAAUAUUAUGUUUACAUUCGACGAAAAACGACGAACAGUGAACAUGUAUAACACUCCCAGCGAAACAUCGUCUGAUACGUUUUCUAGUGCUGAAUUCAAUGUUGAUACCAGUGAAGUAGGUCCGUAUGAGUCUUUUUCUGGAUCUUGGCAACCACCUCCACCAACACCAAAACCUCCAAGAAAUGUAGAGUUUAUCACAUUUUCUAAGCAAACGUCUGUCGAGCAGAAAGGAAGUCCUCGUCCAAACAGUGUUGAAGUGCUUGUUACUAUACAUAAAGUAUCUUCAGACAAAGAAAUAAAUAAACCUGGUACAAUAUCGACGACUGAAUUAGAAGUAGACAAACGUAAGACCAAGGAAAGAUCACCAGACUUGGAUUCUUUAGUAUAUAAUGACACCAUCAAAAAGAAACCAAAAGGUAUCAAGGAAGACGACUUGAAAGUUGAUCUGCUUCAAGAUAAAAUUAAGAAAUUAACCAACCGCGAAAAAUUAGACCAAACUAGCAAGAAAAAUAUGUUAGAAUCGGAAACUUCUACAGAUAACUCUCAUAAAAUAGAUAAUAAUGUCAUUUACCCCCCACCUCUGCAUUUUGCUACAGUCGAAACUGUUGAUAUUGCUCCGAUUGAGACUUAUAAUUCACUAGAGUACAAUGAUACCUUUAAAAGAUCUUUUAAAAGAGGAAAAUCAUCCAGCGAAAAUGAAGCGGAUCGAAUGGAUACAGUAACAACAAGUGAUACAGAUGAAACAAUAAAGAACAUAACUGAAAAAUUUGAUACGAUCCAUAAACUGAUUCAAGAAGAUAAACAUUUCAUCGAUACAUCGACAGAGAAAGAACUAGAUAAAAAUAAAGACGAUAUUGGUCAUAUAGAAGAAAGCGUAUUACUGAGAGAUAAAUCUGAUGUAUUUAAAAAUACUACAGAUUUUGUAACUAGAGCGGAAGAUUUUAAUAGCACAGAAAUACAACAAAUGUCUGACGAUAUAUUAGACGGAGGAUCACCACACUCACCUGCCUACGAUUACCGUGAUAUACUGAAAGAAAAUAGGUUCGGAGUUACUUCACCCUUGAACUAUCGGAUGAGCUAUAAAGAUGUUGUGAAAGAAAUUAAAAACAGAUUCUCUGUUAACGAACAGGACUUCUCAAAUAAUAAAAAGAGCUCUGACGAAGCUGACCAUGGUUCGAGACCGGUAUCUGAAGAGGUUCAUAUAAGGCGUAGUAAGAGUAGUAUAGACAGGGAAAUGGAGCACAUUUUUGAACACUAUCUUAAAACUAGAGUAUCUCAGAUUAUCAAACAGACGGAAAGUAAAUCGCAAGUAGAUCCUAAACUUCAAUUAGAAGCGCCUAUCGCUACUCCAAUGCCAACUGUAAAGCCUGUCGAGGCAGAUUUAGAAGAACCACAAACCUUGGAAAUAAAACGUAUUUCCCUACUUUCUACAUCAUACAACUCGUCUGAAAAUAUAGCAGAUAACGAACCUGAAGACCAUUGUUCUUCAUCACAUGGACUACAGACACCAGAAGCCAAUAAAAGCAAUGAAAGUGAAAUUUUUGACUACUCUAAAUUGUCACCAAAAGAACUCACAUUCUCGGACGAUUCUUAUUUUGAACUUAAAGAUGGUAGUGCUAAACGUAUUGUAGCGUUCGAAGAUUCAGAAGAAAAUAAUAAAUUUGUUGAAUGUGCUCAAGAUAGCAGCACAAGAAAUAUUGCAGUUGAGGAGAAUGCUGCGCAGAUAGCCACAGUGACAGAUCACAAUACAGUACAAUCAAUUGAAAUAUCAGGGCAGCUUUCCAAAGCAAUUAGUGAUGUGUUUGAUGAACAUGAUAAAGAUGAUAGUUUGACUAAUGUAAAAACUGUACAAGAUAAAGAAAAGUUAACAAGUAAUCUAGAAGCCCAAACCGUAAAAAAUUCUGAUACGGAAUUAGAAAGUAAUAUUGGAGAACCUAUAACUAAUGCACUAAAUAAAAACUUAUCAGAUUCAUCAUCAGAACACAUAGUUGCUGAAGAUACUACAGAAAAAGUAACAAAUCGAGUACAAUCUGUAACUAUAUCACAUGAUAGUGUUGGACAGUUUGCUGAAUUAGUGGAAAAUGUUCCAGAUAUUAUUAACAUAAUUCAAAGAGAGUCUUUUGAUCCGAAAACAUACGACACUGCAUCCUCGAACGAAGUAGUUGUAGGUGACAUAGUUGAAAACAAAAAUAAAGCUUUAUCAGCAACAUAUACUGAUACAGAUAUCAAGUAUGUUCUACCUUUGGUGGCUAACUUUACAAUGAAUGAUGUUCAAACAGCAAAUUUAUCUACAGAUUUAACUAAUACAAGUAAUGAAGAAUCUUUAUCACAUAAUGAAGUUGUGGAUAUAAAGAGUGCCGAUAACCAACAUGGAGAAAUGCGUAAAGAUAUCGAUAACAAAAUCUUACCCAUUCCAGACUUUAAGAUAGGACUUUCAGGAGAAGAUUUUCCUCAUUCUACAGAUCAAUUUGAGCUGACCGAUGAAGAACUCAACAUUAUACGUCGAGCUAAAAAGCAAACGCUUUCCAGACCAGUAUCUGGACUCAAUGAUCAAGAUUUGGAGCUGAUUCAGUCCUUGUCACUCACUUACUUAAAUGAUGAAUCAGUAAAUACUUCCAAUAAAGGCAUUGAUAAUCAUAAGGCAAGUACAGAUGUAGAUACAGCUAAACAAAGUCCAGCAAUAAUUGAAGAUGACAAAGAAUUAUUAAUGACAACACAGGAUAAAGUUCCUCGGCUUAUUUCUGAUAUCAAUCAUGAUAAUGAUAAAGUAAAGUACACGUUAUCUUCUGAAACUAUGUCAAAAGAAAGGUCUCUUGCUACAGAUCAUCAAGUGAAGCUGAUUUCCAAAUCAGACGCCAGCAAUUUACUCGAAGACAAUAACAUCAGUCGGCCCAAGACUAAAACAUUACCAGUAACUAAGCCAGACGCAGCUGAUGACCUUGAAGCUUUCCUUGGUACCAUUGGCACAUCACGAAUCGUACCAGGACAUAACCAUAGCCAAGGCAGUCCAAGCAAAUCAAAGGCUGUACCAAUUAGUAAUCCCAAGGCCGCUGAUGAUCUAGAAUCUUUACUAGGUGCGAUUAGUACUUCAAGGGUGGUGAAAGGACAUAAGGAAAAGACACACCCGAUGCCGGGUUUAAGGAGUCGGCAUUUAUCACCUAGUCAGGAAGAUAAAAUCAGUCCAAGUAAACCAAAAGCUCUCCCAGUAACUAAGACAAGUGCAGCCGAUGACCUUGAAGCCUUACUGGGUACCAUUAGCAUUUCAAGGAAUAACGCAUCAAAGAAAAAGUUGAAUAAGACCGGAAUACAUACUGUUUCUUUAGAAAAUAUAGACGAAAAUAUAAAAAUGGAUAUUCCAUCGCCCGAUAAAAAGAUUUCCGUUGAGGUUGAUGCCCCUAAAGUGAUUGAGAAAGUAAAUGCAGUUAAGGAUACAGUUCAAGAUAAAACAGAUUUUGAAAAAUCUCGAAUAGUUGUUGAUAUCUCUUCCGAUAGCGGUACUAAUAAUGCUAAAGUAGACCUGAUUAGUACUGAGGCUACUAAGAACUCUCUAGAUUCUGACAAGCCUCAGAUAGUAAGUGAUCAAAUGGACCAAGAUAUUAAUAUUGAAGAUACGAAUAUAUGUACUAGGAUCCAGACAAAUGAAGAAAUUAAUCAAAAUGUACAAACAACUUCCCAAAAUGUUGUACAAAGUGGUGACGGAGAAUCAUAUAAUUACGAAGUCAAAUAUGCCUCUGAAACGUCUGGUGUAUUAGAGCCAAAUCAGUUCAAAAAUGUAAUAAAUGAAUCGGGCACUUUAGAAAAGAGAACAGAAAGACAUACCAUUUUAUUAAGAAAUAAAUAUAUCGAUAGAAAAGAAGUGAAAAGCUUAAGUUUGGAAAAAGACGGAGAUGUUUUGAGCAGCAAAGUUUCACAAACAGUACGGUCGAGACCAAGAUCAGAUAAUCUAACCGACAAACGUGUCAAAUCAUUCGCACAGCACUUUGAGCGUCUAUCAAAAGAAAGACCUAAGAAAGAACCAAUUUAUGCAAACAUAAAUAUUUCAAAAAAUCAACAUUUUAUGAUGUCACGACACUCUGAAUCUAUUGAGAAGAAACCUUUACCUGUCCCUCGUUCUAGAAAUCAUGUCGGCAAAGAUUUUGACAGUUUGAGUGACACGCGUUCAACUGACAGUCAUGAAGUAAUUAAAAAUAUGUCGGAGCAUAAAAAUUUUAGUGAAAGCGAAAGACCAUGUAUCGAGGAAGUUGCGAGUUCCGUGGCGACUGUUUUAAAAGUACAAGGCCUUCCCAUUAGUACCCAGUACUCUUCUGAAGAUAGUACACAAGAAAAACAAGAAUCUCAAAGUCAUAUUGAAACAAAUGUUAUAAUUGAUUCUACGAAAGAUGAAGGUAAUGCACAAUCUGCGGAAGUUGGAAAAGUUGAAACGCAGAAUCUGGAGAAGACUACGGAAAAACCGCAACUGUUGAGUUCUGUGGAGAAGGCACAGCUCUGGCUUUCUAUGGAAAAGCCACAGGAUCAACUGGAAGACAGCGGUGAAGCCUCAUCAUCAUAUUCUGUAAUAGCGGUAACCAGUACAGCAGAAAAAUUGGAUCUUACAAUACCAUCCGAAACUCACGUACAUCCGAUCCAUGAAUCCGACGCUUCAACGUUAAACCUCUUCAAUUUGGAAGGUAUGGACUCUGCCAGCAUUGACGGCACUGAUGUUGGUCUCUACAGAUCCACCACACAGGAAAUGAACAAGAAGAUCGGAUAUGAUGUAACCUACUUAGGAGAACUAAGCGACACGGAUAGCUAUGAAGAUCCCAAAUUCUUGCUAGGAGAUUCUCAAUCUAAGCCAAAAAUCGUAGAUUUUGUUCCUCUGGAUUACCAAACCCAAAACAUGUUUCCGAACAGUAGUAAUAUUCCCGAAUAUCAGACUUUAGAACGAGAGAAGGUUUAUCACGUGUUAAAUUCUGCCCCUAAAUCCAUGGUUAACAAACCAGAUAUUAAACAAGCAGAUGAUGUAGAGGUCAAACACAAAAAUGAAGACCAGUUGAUAGAAUCUGAACCACACAAAUUUCCUGAGAACCCGAUUCAAUCAGAAGGUUCUACCGGUCAAGAAAAAAGUAAAUCUGCAACUGAUCUGAACCCUAUUUUGUCUAAAAGUAAAACUAAAAUGGAUAUCCCAAAACGCAAUAUUCCUCUCAGCAGUACAACCCAAUCAAAAAGUAAAAUUGAUCUCCCAAAAGAACUCAAACCUAGUACCUUCUCGGCGGCCAAAAAGAUAUUCCAAGAACUAGAAGCAAAAAAUUCGCCUAAGCAUUCCUCGAAAGAUUCUGAAACUAUGAGGUCGAGUGUUAACGUUCCAUAUUCAGAAAAGUCUGAAGUGUCGCCUGCCGUCCAUUCCAGUAAUAAAGAAGAAUUAUCACCAGAAGAAAUUAAUAAAGAGAUAUAGUAUACAAAUUAUUUUUCAUUGUAUGUGUGAAGCUUAUUGAUAUUUUUUGUACAGUUUUGCAUGGAAAUAUAUUUUAUAGUUUAAUAACAAAAUUAUAUUAUAGUUCCUUCAAGGAA